This is a messenger RNA of Lolium perenne, 735 nucleotides long. The record is from RefSeq and is a predicted model, not a curated record. NCBI's taxonomy places the organism in Eukaryota, Viridiplantae, Streptophyta, Magnoliopsida, Poales, Poaceae.
AUGGCUCCAUGGGAAGAGCUCCUCGACGAUGCCCACGGCCUCCGCGACGGCCAUGGCCCGGCCACAGCGAGGAGCUCCGCCAUGGGCGUGCGUCGACGAGAGCUAGCAGCAGUCCCCCAAGCACUAGAACCCGGCGCCUCGCCAUGGCAAGCACGGCCGCUCCCGCGCCCACCCUGCCCAGCGCCGCCUCUCCUCGCGCCGCGCCCGGCCGCCCCCUCGCCGGCCUGGCCUGGCCGUGCUUGCCAUGGCCGCGCCCGGCCCGGCCCGGGCAGCGCGCGCCCGCGCCGGCCUGCCCCGCCGCUCCUCGCCUCGGCCGCGCGCGCCCCGCGCCGGCCGCCCUCGCCUCGGCCGCGCUCGCGCCGGCCGCGCCUUCACCUGGCCGCGCCCGCGCGGCAGCCCCCGCCCGGCCUGGCCCGUCCCCGGCCGCGCGAGCCCCACCCCCGCAUCGGCCUCACCUGGCCGCGACCGCGCUCGCGCCCGCGCCCGCGCCACGCGCCGAACUUUGGCCUCGCGCUGCGCCGGCCGCGCUGCGCUGGCCGCCCCAUCGCCGGCCUCGUCCGCCCGCGCUGCGCCGGCCGCGUCCGCCCGCCCACGCCCGCGCCCAAGUCGCCCGCCCCCUGGCCGCGGUGCUCGCUCCGCGCUCGAGCCGGCAUGCCACGCAAUGGUGUGCAUGGCCGCACCCGCGCCGGCCGCGGCACCCCUGCCCUGCGCCCGAGCCGCCCCACGCCGCUGUAA